Myotis davidii is the source of this 789-nucleotide messenger RNA. It is a transcript of the gene RCCD1, whose product is annotated as RCC1 domain containing 1. The record is from RefSeq and is a predicted model, not a curated record. Lineage: Eukaryota; Metazoa; Chordata; Mammalia; Chiroptera; Vespertilionidae. The annotation marks the transcript as partial. The transcript is spliced from 5 exons.
UGGCACUCCCUGUGUGUGAGCGAGACGGGGGACAUCUACAUCUGGGGCUGGAACGAGUCGGGGCAGCUGGCCCUGCCCGCCAGGGGGCUGGCGGAGGACAGAGAGACAGUCGCAGGGGAAGCCACUGCACUGAGGGACGACGGUUCUGGGGUGAAGGGACCAGCGGGGGCUGAGGAGGGAGCCGCCGCCCCCUUCAUCGCGGUGCAGCCCUUCCCGGCGUUACUGGAUCUGCCCCUGGGCUCGGACGCGGUCACGGCCAGCUGCGGGUCCCGGCACACGGCCGUGGUGACGAGGAAGUACGGACAGCUCGGCCACCAGGACACCACCAGCUGGGACCGGCCCCGCCGGGUGGAAUACUUUGUGCAUCAGCAGCUCCACGUAACGGCGGUGCGCUGUGGGCCCUGGAACACCUACGUGCACGCAGUGGAGCAGCAGAGCUGAUGGCACCCCAGGCUGCUGACCAGGACUGUGGCCGAGACCCCGGAGCACAAGCAGGUCUCCGGGCGGCUGCUGCACCGGCAGAUCAAGGGCAGGUGAGUGACACCCGUGCGGCCGCCCCACCCCCAGACAGCUCUCCCUGCUCCGUGAGCUUCGUGACUCAGGUCCGACUGUUUCUCACAGCCAGAGACACCCCGUCGGCUCCGAGGGCCCAGAACCCGCGGGAGGGGCUCUGUCUGGCCUCGCGACCCUGGCGAGUGGUUUUGAGAUUUACCCGUGGUGUUCCCGUGUCAGUUCAUCCCUUUCUGUUACUGAGCAAUAUGUCAUUGAGCGGAUAUUCCACAACUUAUU